Messenger RNA from Haliotis rubra (blacklip abalone), 1985 nucleotides. RefSeq names its product kelch-like protein 24. Bases 58 to 1836 code for a protein of 592 amino acids. The transcript is spliced from 2 exons. NCBI's taxonomy places the organism in Eukaryota, Metazoa, Mollusca, Gastropoda, Lepetellida, Haliotidae. Gene Ontology annotation, molecular function: protein binding. The record is from RefSeq and is a predicted model, not a curated record.
AGCAGUAUGGACGCGAAACAAGAAAGGUGUUUUCUCGUAUUGUGAGACACUGCCAAGAUGUCAACGGUUACCACACAAACCUUUCAGAAUCCUGGUGAUGAACUCAAGCCGUUACCGGGUGUCGACGUCGAGACGGCGUUGCAUCUCCAGAGCAACCUACACCGCCUCUACACGGAGAGACGUCACACCGACGUCACCGUGUGUAUCAAGGAUGUCGUGUUUGAGUGCCACAAGGCAGUGCUCGCGGCAACGUCGCCAUACUUCGAUGCUAUGUUCUCCAGCGGAAUGAAAGAAAGUGUCGACAACAUUGUUCGCCCACAGGGACUCUCUACAAACGCAUUUGAGAACAUCCUGACAUUUUUGUACACUGGAAGGUGUGAAGUUGACGUCGACAACGCCGAAGAAAUUUUGAAAGCAUCGUCCAUGUUUCAAAUCACGAUGCUGACGGAGAAGUGCGAGAAGUUCUUAAUAGGCCAUAUUUGUUCAGACAAUUGUUUAGCGUUGUGGAAAAUCGCCCGUGCGCAUGUGUGCAAGCUGUUAGAGGAGAAAUCCUAUGCGUGCAUACUCAGUAAUUUUCAAGAAAUCAGUAAAUCGGAAAAUUUCUACUGUUUGGACAAAGAGGAACUGCAACAAAUCAUCUCCAACGACGACUUGAACGUCCCCCAAGAAGAGAGCGUCUGUGACGCCGUCUUCUCGUGGUGUAAAGCGGACGCAGGAGAGAGGUCCCGCUGCAUGGACGAUCUCAUACCGCACCUCCGUCUACCCUUGGUGACCUCCGAGUACCUCAUCAACGAGGUGGAGUCGCACCCAAUAUUGAAGGAAAACCGACGCUGUCAGCGGGUCGUGAGUGAGGCAGUCAGUUAUCACAUGCUCCCCGCUCGCAGACAUGAGUUCACGUCACCCCGCACCUUCCACCGCCACCACACCCACAGCGAGGAGGUACUUGUGGUACUCGGGGGCUACUCGGACAGCGGCGAGAAGGUCACGGACGUUCUGUGUUACAGCAACCGGAAGAAGAAAUGGUUCAUCCUUUGCCCGUUACUGUUCAAACUGGGUCGCGAAUACUGUUGCACUGUGUACGGCAAUGAUAUUUUUGUGUCCGGGGGCUCUCAAAAGCCUCAGAGCCUCGUCAGGUUCAACUCGGAGCACAACGAGUGGCAUAAAUGCACGCAGAUGAUAACGGGACGUCGUCGACACAUCAUGGUGGCCGUCGGGGAAUCGCUGUACGUCAUGGGCGGCUAUGACGACAGGGCGAACGAGGAGUCCAAAAGAACGCUAUGCGACGUUGAGGAGUUUCAGCUCAGCACGUGCACGUGGCGGAAGUCGGGUUGUCUCGUGCAGGCGGUGAGAUCAAUGUCGGCGGCGGUCUCAAAGGAAAAGAUUUUCGUGUUCGGAGGUCUCCAGAACGAUGAACGGGAGACGUCCGCAAUCCAGUGCUUCGACACGCGGUUCCAGAGCACAUACUUCAUAGGGGAUCUAUGCCUGCCGUGCAAGCUGACCCGCAGCGUCUUCUAUGACAAACGCAUCUACAUCUUCUGCACAGACGGAACCGUCAUGGACUACGACGAUGACUACCGGUGUAAAAUUGUGUCCAAAAUCCCAAACUUUAACCGCCGUCGGUUCGGCGCUGUAAGAUGCCGUGGCGGGGUAGUGAUAGUAGGGGGCGAGUCGGGGGACGCCAUACUUCGUGAUACAGUAUGGUUCGACCCAAGCCUGCUCGACACUGACACCAGUGCUGCCAUCAGCUUCACUCUACCAGGGAGGGCCAACUUUGGGGUGGCCAAUAUUGUCAUCAAAAAGAAGUUCCUGAAUGUGGAAUGGGCGGAGGAAUUGUAACAAUGAAGAGGGGAAGGCCAACUUUAGGGGCCAAUAUUGUCAUAAAAAGAAGUUCCUGAAUGUGGAAUGGGCGGAGGAAUUGUAACAAUGAAGAGGGGAAGGCCAACUUUGGGGGCCAAUAUUGUCACAAAAAGAAGUUCCUCAAUGAG